Molecule: messenger RNA, 1138 nt
Organism: Arabidopsis arenosa
Lineage: Eukaryota; Viridiplantae; Streptophyta; Magnoliopsida; Brassicales; Brassicaceae
Source: the annotation of a GenBank genome assembly
UUUCUCUAACUCCUAUCUCCCCACAAACACUUUUAUAUUUUCCCAAAAUUUGGAUCAAAAAAGUUUCCGAUAGAAGAACUAUGAGACUCCUCCUUGUGUUCUUUAUGGUUCUCACCAUCUUUAUCCCCUGCUUUUCCUUUGAUAUACCGGGGAAGGAUCUUCCUUUAACCCUAGAUUAUUACAAGUCUACUUGCCCGACCGUAUUUGACGUCAUCAAGAAAGAAAUGGAAUGCAUAGUGAAGGAAGAUCCUCGAAAUGCAGCCAUAAUUAUUCGUUUACACUUCCACGAUUGCUUUGUCCAAGGAUGCGAUGGAUCGGUGUUGCUAGACGAAACAGAGUCACUACAGGGAGAGAAGAAAGCUUCUCCCAACAUAAACUCAUUGAAAGGAUACAAAAUUGUGGACAGAAUCAAGAACAUAAUCGAAUCUGAAUGUCCUGGAGUUGUUUCAUGCGCUGAUCUUCUCACAAUUGGUGCUAGAGAUGCUACAAUCCUGGUGGGUGGGCCUUACUGGGAUGUUCCUGUGGGAAGAAAAGAUUCAAAAACAGCAAGUUACGAGCUUGCCACAACAAACCUUCCAACUCCAGAAGAGGGUUUGAUCAGCAUCAUUGCUAAGUUCUACUCUCAAGGUCUCUCUGUUGAAGACAUGGUCGCUCUUAUAGGAGCGCACACAAUCGGAAAGGCACAAUGUCGGAACUUCCGAUCCCGGAUCUAUGGAGAUUUUCAUGUGACGUCAGCCCUAAAUCCAGUUUCGGAGACGUACUUGGCAAGUCUUCGAGAGAUUUGUCCCGCGAGUAGCGGAGAAGGUGAUAGCAAUGUGACGGCGAUGGACAAUGUGACGCCGGAUCUCUUCGAUAACUCGAUCUACCACACUCUGCUAAGAGGAGAAGGGUUACUGAAUUCGGACCAGGAGAUGUACACGAGCUUGUUCGGGAUACAAACGCGACGGAUCGUGAGCAAGUAUGCGGAGGAUCCAGUGGCUUUCUUCGAGCAAUUUUCGAAGUCGAUGGUGAAGAUGGGGAACAUUUUGAACUCUGAAAGCUUUGCUGAUGGAGAAGUUAGAAGAAAUUGCCGAUUUGUCAACACAUGAAACAUCAACAACGAAACAAAACAAUGGAGAAAUAAAGUAUUUCUGAUAAU